Tarenaya hassleriana is the source of this 976-nucleotide messenger RNA. RefSeq names its product ras-related protein RABB1c. Gene Ontology annotation, molecular function: GTPase activity; GTP binding. The coding region runs from base 60 to 695 and encodes 211 amino acids. Gene Ontology annotation, cellular component: Golgi apparatus. Lineage: Eukaryota; Viridiplantae; Streptophyta; Magnoliopsida; Brassicales; Cleomaceae. The record is from RefSeq and is a predicted model, not a curated record. The transcript has 6 exons.
CCCCCCCCCUCUUCGUCUUCUCCGGUCGUCGAAAUCGCCUGAUCCGAUUCAAGCGGAAGAUGUCUUAUGCGUAUCUCUUCAAGUAUAUCAUCAUCGGCGACACUGGAGUCGGAAAAUCAUGUCUUCUGCUUCAGUUCACCGACAAGAGGUUCCAGCCGGUGCAUGACCUCACCAUCGGUGUUGAGUUUGGGGCCAGAAUGAUCACCAUCGACAACAAACCCAUCAAACUCCAGAUUUGGGACACUGCUGGUCAAGAAUCCUUCAGAUCUAUUACCAGAUCCUAUUACAGAGGGGCUGCAGGAGCAUUGCUCGUCUAUGAUAUCACGAGGAGGGAAACGUUUAAUCACCUGGCCAGCUGGCUAGAGGAUGCCAGGCAGCAUGCGAAUGCAAACAUGACAAUAAUGCUCAUUGGUAAUAAGUGUGAUCUCGCCCACCGAAGGGCAGUUAGCACAGAGGAAGGAGAACAGUUUGCAAAGGAGCAUGGGCUAAUAUUUAUGGAGGCCUCCGCCAAAACCGCUCAGAAUGUUGAAGAGGCAUUCAUCAAGACAGCUGCAACGAUAUACAAGAAGGUCCAAGAUGGUGUAUUUGAUGUGUCAAAUGAGUCUUAUGGAAUAAAAGUUGGAUAUGGAGGAAUUCCAGGGCCAUCAGGUGGAAGAGACGGAUCAUUGUCGCAAGGAGGAGGGUGCUGCAGCUGAGGAAGUUGUCUAUAUCAUAUGGGAAAAAUGUACUAUAACCACACACGAUAGAAAGUGUAUUCUCUAUAUAUGUACAUCGUCUUGGAGUCUGUUUUGGCUAUAUUAUGCAAAGUAUGGGCAGAGGCUGUCUUGUUGUAGAACUGGGAAAACAUUUUGACAGAUGCGGGCUGACAUUCAAGGGUGGCGAGGGCCUAUCAAAUGGUCCGGCUUUUGUGUAGGGUUGGUCUCUGGUUGCGCGUGAAUUUAGAUCUAUGUCGAGCCAAGUUAUGUUUCGCUUUGCA